Messenger RNA from Danaus chrysippus (African queen), 2262 nucleotides. The record is from the annotation of a GenBank genome assembly. Lineage: Eukaryota; Metazoa; Arthropoda; Insecta; Lepidoptera; Nymphalidae.
AUGGAUUCUAGAGAAGAAUCAACAUCAGCUGUAAGUCGUAACAAAUGUGAUCGUGAAAGUGAUAAAACCAACAGUUGUAGUAGCACAUCAAAACAACGAGGGCAAGGUGACUGUGAUGAAAAUGUGUUUACAUCAAUGUCACAUGAAACCGAUGUUUGUUAUAACUCACAAAACGGAUCUAAAGGUAGAAGUACGACCUCAGUGAGUAAUGAAUUAAAUGAGACAUCAAAUAGACUGCCCUCUAUUACAGAACAACAUAGAAAUAAAGACACACAAAUGACAAAUAACAUCAAUAACACUACCGCAAAUCUCGAAUCUACAAGUUGCACCGCUUCAGAUACAAAUUCUCGUGAUAAUCCCUUAGAACCCAAUCAGGAUAAACAAACGUGUCAAAAACAUAAAGUAUGUUUGGGCAGUGCAGGGACUUCUUACAAUUUUAAUGCACCAUCUACUAGUGGUGCAUCUUCAAGCAAAGUUUUAGAGAACUUGCCAGAUACUUUUGAUUUAAGAGAAAAUAAGAAAAGGCCAUCUACCUUAAAAUUAAAUAAACCUAAUUUAGAUGCUGAUGAAAGCUCUAGUGAUACUGGCAAUGAUGACUAUUCUUUAGGCUCCGAAGAUGGCUGUAUAUAUACAUACCGAGGUGGUGAACACUUAGCAGAUUUGCCGAGUUCCUUCUAUAGUUUAGAUAUGGGUUUACCUCUUGAUAAGCACCUACCGAUGCCACCAAAUUAUCAAGCCCCAGCUGCCAAUGUUAGAGAACAAGCUUCAAGAGCAUCAAGUCCGGAUAUGGACUUUCUAGAAAUGGAUUUUGAUCCAGGGCCUUCAUGUGAGGUGGAUACUGGAGAUGAAUCAACUCCCGAUGAGGAUUUAGAGUGUGCUAAUAUGCCAGAAGAGAAUGAGCCUGUAAUUAGAGGCACAUCUCCUGAAUAUUUGCCAGCUGCAGUGCCAAUAGUUGUUGCUUGUAGCUCGACACAAUCUCAGCCAUCGGAAGUACAAAUUCAUUAUUGUAAUGUGCCAUCUACGAGUCAAGGAGUAGAAAUGCCACAGAGUAUACCAGAUAAUACCAGAUCAGUUCAAACUUUUGGACCGUUUAUCACUCAUAUAAAUGCGAGAGGGGAACAUUUGUUGGUACGUCGGACAAUGUCACAUUCUAACACAACUCAUCCUGUCACUGUACAUAUUUCGAGCGGUGACUUAAUAUCACCGAGAGAAAUUUUGAAUUAUGAAGAAGAACAAGCCGAAGCGCCCUUUGCUCAUCAAAUCAAUCAAGGGGAGAGGCCGGCGUUUGAAUCAUCAAAUCUAUCAUCUGUCUUAUACCAUCUCAACAUGGCCAAGAAACUUAUGAAAGAUAAAAUUAAGUUAGAUAUCGAAAGUCAAGAUGCUGCUAGUUCGGAGGUUGAUAAGCCAUCAAAUACAUCAGAAUGCAGUAUCGCAUGUGUCGAAGUACCUAGAUGUAUGGUGUGGUCUGAACGAGAGGCCUGCGAGCGGCAAGUCCCACAAAUAGCGACCAGUGCUUGUGGGGCGACGGCCGUCGUUAAUGUAUUUAUAGCGUUGGGUGUCCCCGUUAAUUUAGAGAGGAUUAAUUCAUCCAUAGGAACCAGACUUAGAGCAUAUUAUGCACCAAUACCAAGGUAUCUAUUGUCUCGAUCAGUCGCCGGUUGCACGGCCGCGGAUCUCGUGAGGUGUUUGCAGCGUGCGUCUGAUGGUCUUCUCACAGCGAGGUUUUUCCCUACUUACCCUGAACGAGCCGUGUCUCUUAGUCAUUGGCUUGCUGAUUGGAUAUCACUUGGUGCAGUACCAAUACUAACGAUGAACAUGCAGGUCGGCUGCGAGGGUGAAAUACCGGACUCUUGGCAUCACCAAAUGAUAUUCGGAGUGUCUUCACAGGGUGUUUAUCUGACGAAUCCCUUGGAAUGUCUCCGUGAAUCUGUUCUAUGGCCUCGUUUGACAUCACCCUCUGUACUCCUCGUACGGAGUCGCGACGUGCUCGCCAGAUUCACACCAGACACUGAUUUAACGCCACUCAUGUUCGUGCCCGACAGACGUUUUCAUACAUUCAAUGUAUUAGGUCAAGUCGCCAACGUAAUACGUGAGUGGAGAUCUACAGGGUGGUCUGAACAGGGUACACGUACACGUCACGUCCGUAUACCCGCGUCAUACCAGGCGGGAGUCACUAUCGCCGUGUUAACUGGGUCAGAAGCUCACAGGCGACUUGUACACGCGUCACAAUUACCGCUUCUAGCACCGGACGAUACAUUGUGA